Molecule: messenger RNA, 846 nt
Organism: Ailuropoda melanoleuca (giant panda)
Lineage: Eukaryota; Metazoa; Chordata; Mammalia; Carnivora; Ursidae
Gene: MYL2
Product: myosin light chain 2
Exons: 7
Coding region: 105-605 (166 amino acids)
Molecular function (GO): calcium ion binding
Source: RefSeq, a predicted model, not a curated record
UUUUAAACAUAGGGAGGAAGUAUUUAUUGUUCCCCAGCCGAGGAGAGGAGAGCGGGGCAGCCUGAGGGAUUCUUCUGGGGAAGCAGUGCUGUGUCCUUUCCACCAUGGCACCGAAGAAAGCCAAGAAGAGAGCAGAAGGCGCCAAUUCCAACGUGUUCUCUAUGUUUGAACAGACCCAGAUCCAGGAAUUUAAGGAGGCCUUCACCAUCAUGGACCAGAACAGGGAUGGCUUCAUCGACAAGAAUGAUUUGAGGGACACCUUUGCUGCUCUUGGGCGUGUGAAUGUGAAAAAUGAGGAAAUUGACGAAAUGCUCAAGGAAGCUCCAGGUCCAAUUAACUUUACUGUGUUCCUACAGAUGUUUGGGGAGAAACUUAAGGGGGCAGACCCAGAGGAAACCAUUCUCAACGCAUUCAAAGUGUUUGACCCCGAAGGCAAAGGAGUGCUCAAGGCUGAUUAUGUUCGGGACAUGCUGACCACGCAAGCGGAGAGAUUCUCCAAAGAGGAGAUUGAGCAGAUGUUCGCCGCCUUCCCCCCUGAUGUGACUGGCCACUUGGACUAUAAGAACCUGGUGCACAUCAUCACGCACGGGGAAGAAAAGGACUAGAGGGGCUCACCACCCAACCCUGGGCUUGUCUUUGGUGGGGAGGUGGUCUCUGCCCUCCUCUCACUUUGCCCGGUAAUGCUGCCAUCCCUCCUACUGGCCUGUUAAGCUGUGUGGCUGCCUCAUUACCCACCUUUAUCUUCUUUGCAGCCUCAGUGGCAUAUAGAUACCUUGUGGCCACACAUCCUGCAGAUGGAAAUCCAUCUAGAAGCUGUGUUGAAAUAAACAGGACGUUGUAUAUUUG